UGUUCCUUGAGGAAUUGGGGUGGUGACGUCUUUUCUGAUACCGAUUAUUACGUGACUGCAACAACAACAAUAAAAAAAAGUCAUUGGCAAAUAAAAAUCCGAACGCCACAUCAACAGAGAAACAAAACAAGCCAGACACCCGGCAAGGCAACAAGGCAGAGAGAUUGAGAGAAAGAGAGGGAGAGACCCCCUGUUUACAAGAGAGAGCUGGGAGCAGAAAGCAAAGAGGGUGCAAAAGAUCUGGUAGCUAAGGUGGGAGCCGGGGCUGUCAGCAUCCAGCAGCCAAAGCUGGUCAGCUUGGAAGGCACAGAAGGAGGAAGAAAGGAGAAGAAAGGAGGAGGUAGUGAAGCAAAAGGAGACAAAUCGACGCUGAAGCCAGGAGCUGCUCAGGGAAGGGGGAAAGAACCGCUCUGUACCAUUUGCUAUAACGCAGCCGGUUCCCACUUUCUCCCUUUCUGUUUCCCUCUUCCUUCCUGCAAGGAUUCCCCCUUCUUCCUCUCCUCACCCUCUCUCUCUCCCCUUGUCUCUUGCCUGCCUGGCAGACUCCACUUUACACCUGCAACUUUUAAAAAAUUUGAGCUGAGCAACCCCCCCCCCCCAAGCUAGGCAGCUAACAAGUCGAUCUGCUUGUCUGUCCCACGCCCCCUCCCUUUCUGCGGUUUCCCUCUUUGCCCAUCAGAGGAAGAAAGCAAGAGACACACAGAGGGAAACCGAGAGAGAGGCGAUGCUUCAGGAGGAUUAACUAUCCCCACCAAAACUUCCUGGAAGGAAGAGAGCGAGAGGAGGAGGAGAACAACAACAAGAAGAAGGGAGAAAUCCUCCUUGAUUCAGAUCCAGUCUUGCGCCUGGUUUCCAGAGUUGAAUGAGUGGCAAUGUGUAACAAAGCGCUUCUCGCCCUGCUGGUCUAUGGGAUAAUCAUGCACUGCAGCGUCUACUGCUCGCCGGCUGCUGGACUCCAAUACCCCGCGCUGAGCAGGCUGGAAGAUGAAGCGUACGACGAAGACGGCAACACCCUGCCCGACUACGCCUUCGACAGCGAGCCCCUCGGGAUAGCCGACCCUUCCUCCAUGCUGGACGACGUGUACACCUUGUAUUACCCACCGGAAAAGAGGCAUGCGGAUGGGAUCUUUAAUAAAGCCUACAGGAAAGUCUUGGGCCAGUUAUCGGCGAGGAAGUACCUUCAUUCUCUGAUGGCCAAGCGGGUGGGCGGAGCGAGCGGCCUGGAGGAUGACUCGGAACCGCUUUCCAAAAGGCACUCGGACGGCAUAUUCACAGACAGCUACAGCCGCUACCGAAAACAAAUGGCUGUCAAGAAAUACUUGGCAGCAGUCCUGGGGAAAAGGCCAUGUGACGCAGGAUGCCGUUUGCAGCUUUUCGUGCCUUCCCUUCGCCUUUUAAAUCGCCACGAGUUCACAGAUGGCUAUUUAGUGGCCCUACAAUGCUGCAACACAUCAGCUUGCAUUUCUUUCUUUUCGCUUUCCCCCCCUUUCCCUUUCCUUCUUUUGGUGUUAAGUCUCCAAGCCUCGCGAGUUGUUCCUUUGACGAGGACAACGGGCAGGACCUCUUGCUGUGUGUUUGUGUCCCAUGUUUGGUGCGAUGACGCGACGGCGACCUCUAGGGGCUCCCUUUUGACGUGCUAGCCGUGCUCAGCUUCGCCUUGCUAGUCCAGUGGGCUAGUCAGUUUCAGUCAGUCUGCCAGCGUAACGUUUCUCCACACAGCCCGUGGUCGCCUGUCUAGGAUAGCUAUCCUGUGUCGCCAAGAGCCUUAAAUCCCAUGGAUCCAAUUGGAAAUCCAGUGAUCACUGAGGUUAGAUGUCAGUAUUUUGGAGAUAUCUAUCUAUAUCUAUAUAUUUUUUCUUCCUUCUGUGUAGCAACUUGAGUAUCAAAAAAGCACUACAGCAAAAAGUAAAACACCCGUGGUUUCCAUCAAUAGGACUUUGAGAACUGUUAUUUCAAAGUGUGUAAAGUUUGUAUUAAUAAAUUUUUGUAAACAAUGCCAUUUCGUCUAAUGUUUGGGGGAGACAGUGCAAAUGGAUUUCCACCAGGAAAUAACCUCUUAAAUUAUGAUUCUGAUUAUUUUAUUUUUAAUGAAAUCUAUAACAUUUUAUUUUAACCUGUAGGGUUUUUUCUUCCCCCCACCUUUCUUAUUUGAUGCUUCUACAAUAUAAUCAAGUAGGAAAUUAUUGGAACUGCAACUUCAGACACAAUCGAGAGAAGGAACCAAAAGCAAAAGCCACCCCAGCCAACUCAUUCAAAAUAAUCAGGUUUUUUUGAAAAAAGAAAUAAAGCUUUACUUUCUCCUACUUAUUAUAGGGAUCCUCCAAUCACUUUGAGAGCCAGCUCUUAUGUACACUCCUAUGAAUUUGUUGCAGCUGCUCUUGAAGCAAUGGUUUAAGUCUCUCAGCUAUCUGACUUUAGAGCAGGAAUGGGGAACCUGUGGCUUGCCAGAUGCUGUUGGACUGGUCCUGGCCCAUCAGCCCCACCCAGCGUGGUCAGGAAUGAUGGAAACUGUAGUCCAGCAACAUCUGGAGGGGCACAGUUUAGCCACACCUGCUUUAGAAAGUCAAGUCGAACAGAUGUGGGGCAACUAUCCGAAGAACGUUACCAUCCAUGUUUAAAUGUUGUUGAAAUUAAUAGGAUGUGCAGUGUGAUCCUACACACUUUCUCAGAGGAAACCUCAAGGGGACUUUCUUCGGAGUAAACGGGAUCAUGCUGUUCCGCUCUUCACUGGGCCCUCUUGUACAACUGAAUUCUGUAGGAAUUAGGCACGGGUAUUUCUGGAUUGUGUUCAAGAGCUGCACUUUUGAAACCAGGCUUACUAACUGGGGAGUAAAUCUCAUUAAAAACGUGAUGGGAUUUAUUUUGGAGUAAACACAGACUGUCUCCUGGAGGUGAAUCCGUGAUCAGGCCUGCAGCUCUAUUCCAUGCAUGUUUUCUGUGAAAUAAACCCCAGCAAAUUCAGCA
This is a messenger RNA of Podarcis raffonei (Aeolian wall lizard), 2964 nucleotides long. It is a transcript of the gene ADCYAP1, whose product is annotated as adenylate cyclase activating polypeptide 1. The coding region runs from base 873 to 1640 and encodes 255 amino acids. Lineage: Eukaryota; Metazoa; Chordata; Lepidosauria; Squamata; Lacertidae. The record is from RefSeq and is a predicted model, not a curated record. Gene Ontology annotation, cellular component: extracellular region; neuron projection; perikaryon. Gene Ontology annotation, molecular function: pituitary adenylate cyclase activating polypeptide activity; peptide hormone receptor binding; neuropeptide hormone activity. Gene Ontology annotation, biological process: adenylate cyclase-activating G protein-coupled receptor signaling pathway; regulation of protein localization; positive regulation of ERK1 and ERK2 cascade. The transcript has 6 exons.